AUGGGCAGUGAGCUUGUGGACGACGCAGCGGCGGCCGAGGAGGAGCAGGAGCCUCAGCAGGGCGGCCAAGCCCCUGCCGAGGAGGUGGAGGGCGAUGGGCUGCCGGCGGACGAGGAGGAGGCGUCAGAGGGCAGCGAUGACGAGGGCGGGAGCGAUAGUGAGGGCUCCAGCGACGAUUCCAGCGAUGAAGGGGGCGAGGAUGAGAAUGAAUUUGAGAACGAUGGCUUCAUAGUGGACGAGGCCGAGGACGAAGGCGGGGAGGAGAAGGGGGCGGGCGGCAGCGACGUGGAAGGUGCCGCCGAGGCCAAGAAGCGGCGCAAGAAGAAGCGGCGGCGGGAGCUGGUGCUGGACGAGGAGGACUAUGAGCUGCUUGAGGACAACACCGGCAUCCGGCGCCAGCGCCCGCAGCUGCAGCACCGGCGCAUCAAAAAGGCACGAGACACCGACGCCGGUGCCGCCAACCAGCACGACGCGGCGCGGGCGCUGCAGGAGGAGCUGUUUGGCCUGGAGGAUGAGGGGGGUGGCCUGGAGGACGACGACGACGACUUUGGGCGGCCCGCGGCGGCGGCGGCGGCGGGGCGCCCGCCCGGCGACGCCCGCGGCGGCCGGCGGGACGAGGAGAUGCUGCCAGAGGCUGACGACCAGUUUGACGACGAGGACGACUGGCUGGUGCACGAGGACGAGGAGGAGGGUGGGCCCGGGGCGGGGCAGCGGCGGCGCCGCCGCCGCACCGCAGUGGAGGGCCUGCCGGAUGUGGACCCCGAUGCGCUGGCGGAGGCGGACGAGAUUUUUGGCAACGUGGACGACCUGCUGGGCAUGUAUGCGGAGCGGCGGCAGCAGCGGCGGGGCAAGGCAGACGCGAUGGAGGAGGAGGAGGGGGAGGAGGAGGUGGAGGAGGAGGAGGCGGAGGCGCGGCGCCUGGCGCGGGAGGAGCGGCAGCGCGCCGCGGUGGCGCGGCGGGUGCAGGAGCAGCUGGACCCCGAGGCCGUGGCGCGACACUUCCUGCUGCCCCGCGACGAGCAGAUCAGGGAGGCCGACUACCCUGAGCGCGAGCAGCUGCACCGCGGCCCCGAGCCGGAGGCCUUUGACCUGGGCGCCUGCGCGGCCUGGGUGUGGGACAACCUGGUGGGGGAGCAGCGGCGGGAGGGGCGGGUGCUGGACCUGCUGGAGGAUGGGGUGCAGGAGGUGCAAGGCCCGCCCCCCGCCUGGUACGGCCGCCCCGACUGGUCCAGCCGCGACCUGGCCAACAAGCUGUCCGACAUUGGCAGCCACCGGGCGCUGUACGUGGGGCGCAACGAGAGCGGCGAGAGGGCUCGGGAGUGGCGCCACAACGAGGCGGCGCAGGCCGAGCUGCGGCAGGCCAUCCAGGCGGUGCUGCUGCAGGUGUAUGAGAAGCACGAGGAGAUCCCCUUUGUGGCCCAGUAUCGCAAGGAGAAGUGCGGCGAGCUGCUGGUGGUGCGGUCGAGCGACGAGCCCAAGACCACCUCCGAGCAGGAUGCUGGCGGCGGCUACCCGGCGGGCACCAUGAAGCCCUCCCACCGCCGCAUCCGGCGGUACGAGGUCAUGUAUGCGGUGCAGCAGCUGGCGCAGCGCUGGCGCGCGAUGCAGGUGCGGCGCGAGGCGCGGCGCCGGGCAUACGAAAAGGCGCUGGGGGAGACGAUGCGGGACGAGGAGCAGGCGGCCAUCCAGGAGUGCCUGGCGGCGCUGGAGCGGGCACAGACGAUGGAGGAGCUGGGCGACUGCGAGGCCAAGUUCAGGAUGGUGCAGCAGCAGUUCAGCGACGCCUCCGACCAGCAGGCGGCGGCGGCGGCGGCGGCCGAGGAGCCGCUGUCGCAGCUGUCGCUGGGCAACGGCGCCGCCGGGCCGCGCCGCCCGCAGCAGGCCUCCGCCCGGCGCUACCUGCACUGCCUGCGCGCGGGGCUGGGCGGCUGGGUGGCCGGCCUGGGGCUGACCGCGGCGCAGCUGGCCGAGAAUGUGGAGGCGGGCUACCAGAAGCACAAGCCCGCAGACCUGACGGUCACCCCCGAGCAGCAUGCGGCGCAGUAUGUGGCGCCCUCGGGCGGCUUCCCCACCGCAGGCACGGUGGUCAAGGGCGGCUGCUACAUGGCCGCGGCCGAGAUAGCAGCAGAGCCGCUGAUCCGCCAGGAAGUGCGCAAGCAGUACCAGGACGGCGCGGUGGUGUGGACCACGCCCACCGCGGCCGGGGACACCACGCUCGACCCUUUCCACCCGCUGGCCCCCGUCAAGCGCCUGGUGGCCAAGCCGCUGGUCAAGUUCGAAAAGGGAGACCACUUCCUGCGCCUGCUGCAGGCCGAGAAGGCAGGCCUGAUCAAGGUGGAGUUUGGGUUCCCGGCCAGGCCUCCGCCCAAGGAGGGCCAGAAGGGUGGCGGGGAGGCCACCCGCAAGGCGCCGGUGCCCGACACGGAGGCUGCGGAGCUGCAGAACCACCUGGUGGACUCCUUCGUGUCGGGAGGCCUGGGAGAGGCGGCGUCCGCCUGGGACGGCGUGCGGCGUCAGGUGCUGGGCGAGGCGGUGCGCGACUUCCUGCUGCCGCUGAUGGAGCGGGAGGCCAGGGCGCGGCUGGCGGGCAUGGCGCGCUCCGCGGCGCUGGACGAGGCCGGGGACAAGCUGUGGGGCUACGCCAGCCAGGCGCCGCUGCAGGUCAAGCUUGUGGAUGACGACGAGGUGGAGCCUGAGCGGCGCGUGAUGGCGGUGUGCUACGGGCCCGGCACCCCCGCCACCACCUUUGUCAUGCUGGACCCGCAGGGCAACCUGGUGGACUUCCUGUACUGCCCGCAGUUCAGCGGCCCCAUCCCCAAGCGCAAGGCGCUGCCGGGCGUCGUGUACAGCAUGUACGACGAUCCCAAGAAGGGCAGCGACGCGCAGCGCAUACGCUCCUUCAUCCUGGAGCACAAGCCGCACGCCAUCGUGGUGGGCGCCUCCAGCCCCGAAGCGCGCACGCUGUACGAGGACCUGGGCCAGAUCCGGGAGUCGAUCAUGCUGGAAGACCCGCGCUUCAUGAUUGAGCUGGGCACGGGCGAUCUGCUGAUCAUGAUGGCUGACGAGGCGGUGGCCGCGGUGUGGGAGAACAGCGCCGCCGCGCGCGACGAGCUGGCGGCCGGCUCGGCGCCCGUUGUGCGGCGCGCCGUGGCGCUGGGCCGCCAGCUGCUCGACCCGCUGGCGCUGCUGGCCAGCGUGUGCGGCGGCGGCAGGGAGGUGCUGGCGCUGGGGCUGCACCCGCUGCAGGCGCAGCUGCCUGAGGAGGAGCGGCUGGGCAUGGUGGAGCGCGUCAUGGUGUCGGCAGCCUCCCAAGUGGGGGUGGACCUCAACCAAGUGGCCUCCUCCGCCUGGCUGGCAGCCCCGCUGCAGUUUGUGCCCGGGCUGGGCCCGCGCAAGGCGGGCGCGCUGCUGCGUGCCGUGACGCGCGCGGGCGGGUUUGUGGAGAGCCGCAACCAGGUGUGGCGCGAGCUGGGCGUGUUUGGCAACCGCGUCUUCCGCAACGCCGCGCCCUACCUGCGCAUCCGCGCCUCGGUCAAGAAUGAGCCUGCCAGCGCCGCCCCGGUCAUCGACGUCGUGCCCGCCUCGUGGCUGGUCAAGCUGUCCACACGCAGCGAUGUGGUGAACAAUGAGGAGAAGUGGGAGGCGGCCUACCAGGCUGGCCAGGACCGGUACUACGAGCUGCCGCCCAAGAAGGACCCGCGGGAGGCGGCCGAGGCAACGCGGCGCAAGAACAAGAGCAACUUUGUGCCCCGCCCCAUCCAGCACCCGCUGUUCAAGAACAUGAGCCAGAUCGACGCGGCGGCGCAGCUGCAGGAGGCCGGGGUGCCGGUGGGGCAGGCCAUCCUGCGGCCCAGCCGCAACGGCAUCAAGUAUCUGGGCAUCUCCAUCAAGCUGCCAGAGUCCGUCUGGCACCUGGAUGCCGAGGAGAUGGGCAAGAGCGCCGCCGCCCUGAAGCUGGGCACCAGCCUGGUGGUGGAGUAUGUGCCCGGCGGCAGCAGGAGGGAGACGUAUGAGGACCUGGAUGAGCUGGCGGCGCGCUUUGUGGAGCCGCUGCAGGCCCACCUGCAGGCCCUGGUGGCCCACCGCAAGUGGACGCCCCAGGACUGGCCGCGCGCAAAGGAGGAUCUGAUAGAGCAGAAGCAGCAGGUGGGGCCCGCCCAGGGCGUGUACUGCCUGGGCCCCGCGGUGGACAAGGCGGGCAUGUUCUUCCUGGGCUACAUCCGCACCGCCACCCCGCACUGCGAGUACUUCAUGGUCACCCCCGACGGAUACUACUUCCGCAAGAAGGCGAGGAGGGCGGCGCGUGGGGCCGGGGAGGGGUGGGGGGGGUGCGGGGCUGCUGCGUGUGCAGUGCAGGACUACCCCAGCGUGGAUGCCAUGCUCCUGGCCUGGAGGAAGCAGCCAAGGCUGCCGAGCCAGCAGCAGCAGGCGCCGCCGCCGCCCCCUGUGCAGCAGGCGCCGCCGCAGCAGCACGGCAUGCCGGCGGGGAUGAUGGCGGGGCAGGGCAUGGCGCCUGCCGCAGGCUUCUACCCGGCCCAGCACCAGCAGGGGCAGCAGGGCCCGCCCGUGUAUGCCUACGGCGGCCAGCAGGGGCAGGGGCAGGGGCAGGGGCCGUACAUGGGCGGCCCCGUCGGGGGAGGCUACGGGGGCGCCCCCGCCGCGCACGGCGGCGGCGGCGGAGCUGGCUGGCAGCAGGGGCAGGCGGGCGGGUAUGGCGGCUACGGGCAGCAGCCCCACAACUUCCAGCAGCAGGGGUUCCCCCCGCAGCAGCAGGGCUACCCACAGCAGGGCUGGGGCGGGGGCCAGUAUGGCGGCCGCUGA
Molecule: messenger RNA, 4821 nt
Organism: Chlorella variabilis
Lineage: Eukaryota; Viridiplantae; Chlorophyta; Trebouxiophyceae; Chlorellales; Chlorellaceae
Exons: 29
Coding region: 1-4821 (1606 amino acids)
Biological process (GO): positive regulation of transcription elongation by RNA polymerase II; transcription elongation by RNA polymerase II; nucleosome organization
Cellular component (GO): transcription elongation factor complex
Molecular function (GO): histone binding; nucleosome binding
Source: RefSeq, a predicted model, not a curated record